Molecule: messenger RNA, 1866 nt
Organism: Stegodyphus dumicola
Lineage: Eukaryota; Metazoa; Arthropoda; Arachnida; Araneae; Eresidae
Product: serine/threonine-protein kinase Sgk2-like
Biological process (GO): protein phosphorylation
Molecular function (GO): phosphatidylinositol binding; ATP binding; protein serine/threonine kinase activity
Source: RefSeq, a predicted model, not a curated record
AAAGUCAUGGCAGCAAGAGAAUCAUAAAAGUUUUGAGCUGCGUGUAGUGUAAACAUUUCCUCGCCAUUCUGAGCUCAAGCAAUGCCUUCGAAAAAACUUGGAGCUCGAAAAUACGCCAGAAUGGUAGAGAGGUAUUUUGAAUUGAUGUAUCAUCCAAAAGCUGUAGGCUUGUCAGAAAUGAAUUCACCUGGAACUGAUGCAGCUCAAGAAAAUGGAGCAUCUUCACCAACAGUUAGUGUCACUAAUUCUGAAACAAUUGAAAAGAACAAAAAAUUUACGGUCUAUAAAGUUGUAGUUGAAGCUGCAGGAAGUAAAUGGUUUGUCUUCCACAGGUAUAAUGAUUUUAGCAAGCUCUUAGAUGUACUCAAAAGGCAAUACCCUAAUGUACCCUUGAAAUUACCUGGAAAAAAGCUGUUUGGAAAUAAUUUCAGUUCUGAUUUCAUAAGAAAUAGACGUCAGGGAUUGAAUGAAUUUGUUCAGAAACUUGUUACAGAGCCUUGUCUAUUGCAAAGCCCUGAAGUUAGAGAAUUUUUAAAUGUUGAUAAAAAUUUGAUGCCAAUUUCACCUGAUGGGAAAGAGCCAUUAGAUAAAGUUCAAGAUCUUGCAGAGGCAUUAUAUUCUGAAACUACUGAUAGUGACAAAGCAGAAGAGAAACCUGUAGAUCUGGGACCAAAGGAAAAGAAAAAUGUGAAACCCAACGAUUUCGAAUUUUUGAAAGUUAUUGGAAAAGGAAGCUUUGGUAGAGUUCUGUUAGCUAAACAUAAAGCUGAAGGCAAUAUAUAUGCAGUGAAGGUUCUUCAAAAGAAAAUGAUUUUGAAAAGAAAUGAGAAAAAUCAUGUUAUGAGUGAGAGAAAUGUUCUUCUUAAAAAUUUACAUCAUCCUUUCCUUGUUGGACUUCAUUAUGCAUUUCAAACCCCUGAUAAACUUUACUUUGUUCUGGAUUAUGUAAAUGGAGGAGAGCUGUUUUUCCAUCUUCAACGAGAAAGAUAUUUUCCUGAACCAAGAGCACGUUUCUAUGCUGCUGAAAUAACAAGUGCUUUGGGUUACUUGCAUGCAGAAGGAAUCAUAUAUAGGGAUUUGAAGCCAGAAAACAUUCUUUUGGACUAUCAGGGUCAUGUCGUGUUGACAGAUUUCGGGUUAAGCAAAGAAGGUCUUGCUGAAAAAGACACAACAACAACUUUCUGUGGAACACCUGAGUAUUUAGCUCCAGAGGUUUUGAGAAAGCAAGCUUAUGAUAAAGCUGUUGAUUGGUGGUGUCUUGGAGCUGUAUUGUAUGAAAUGUUAUAUGGCCUGCCUCCAUUUUACAGUAAAGAUACUCUGGAAAUGUAUCAGAACAUUCUGAAUAAGCCUCUCAGGUUGAGAACAAAUAUUUCAAUACCUGCUCGAAAUCUUCUGGAGGGGCUAUUACAGAAAGAUAAAACCAAGCGACUAGGUGCAGUCCGUGAUGUAGAUGACAUUAAAAGUCAUGAAUUCUUCCGUGUCAUCAACUGGAAUGAUUUAGAAGCUAAAUCUGUUCCACCUCCAUACAAUCCAAAUGUGAGAGGUCAAAUGGACCUGAAAAAUAUUGAUCCGGAAUUCAUUCGUGAGCCAGUUCCAGCAUCUUUGGCGAGAUCACAUAGUUUAAGUGCCAGUGUACAAGAUGCUGAUGUUGCUUUCCCGGGAUUUUCAUAUGCUCCUUCUUCUGAGAUGUGAAAUUCUUGUUGAAAGAUCACAUUCAAAGCAGGUGGAUUGGAAGUUGUAUUAUAAACUAUUUAAUAUCUGCAAAUGACGUGUAAACCUAUUUAAAUUUAUAUUGUUAAAAAAGUUAUAUAUAGUUGAUUAUUUUUAUAGAAUUAUUGAAAUAUAUGUUCCCUAAAAAUAUUUUUC